This is a messenger RNA of Branchiostoma belcheri (Belcher's lancelet), 11922 nucleotides long. RefSeq lists its product as uncharacterized. The record is from RefSeq and is a predicted model, not a curated record. The transcript has 27 exons. Lineage: Eukaryota; Metazoa; Chordata; Leptocardii; Amphioxiformes; Branchiostomatidae. The coding region runs from base 100 to 11910 and encodes 3936 amino acids. Gene Ontology annotation, biological process: double-strand break repair via homologous recombination; regulation of DNA-templated transcription.
GGCGGGAGUCACGAAAUGACAAGAUGGCGGACGCUGCGUGAAAAUAAGAAGGUUGACUGAGAAACCCCUUUUCCAAGGAAUGACCAUGACUGAAGGAACAUGAGGUCAACCAAAGCCAAGUGUCCACAUGGACCGGAAGGAACCAUCUUCGGCAGAGUCCAGGGGGGACCAGCCUGCAGGAAACUCGCUGUGAAGAAGUUCUCAGAUCUGCUGUCCAAAGAGCAAAUCAGAGACCUCGGGCCAGUUUCAGAGACCUGGUUUGAAGACCUGACAGCUGAAGCCUUGUCUAAUGACAGAAAUGCAGUACAAGACGAUCUUCAAACACCCCUGAAGAGUCAUCACCAUGGCAACGGUCAGACAAACACUGCUGCCACCCCAGUGCCUGAUGGGAAGGCUCCCAUCACCCCCUCCAGCUGCUCACCGUCCCUUUUCAGCCCUAAUGUCCCAGAAUGCAACAGAACAGACCAAAGAAGCAGAUUCAGGUUGGAGAACAACAUGGGGCAGUCCACACCAGUUCUCCCUCAGUCUCAGAAAAAAUUUCUGGGCUUUUCAGGUGUGAGUCAGCUGACAGUGGAGGAUCACCACACCCUGGGGCACAUCCAGCCUAUUGUGGGGCUCUCCCCUGGGGUGGGGGGCAGUCCCCUGCCCAUACUACCAGAGACAGAAAGUUCAGUACUGUCAAGGAGACUUUUCAAGACUCCACAAGGUCCCUCCAGUCAAGGGUUCUUCAGUGAACCAAUGGCAUCCAGGUUCCUGCCGACCCCUGAACGGCUGACUGUGACCCUGGGAGGUGACCUGAACUGUUCUGCCUUGUCAUGGACCAGCUCCAUGGCAACACCAGGCACUGCUGCCAUGGCAACACCAGGCACUGCUGCCAUGGUAACACCAACUGCUGCCAUGGCAACAACUGAAGCUGUGGAUCCAGAGGAUGUUUAUGAUCAAGAAGAAGAUCUUGGUAUUGCCACUGAUGGAAAGAAGCUUGCUAGGGCACUCUUUGUCCAGUGUGAAGAAGAGGCAGAUGCAGACCCUGAUCUAAAACCAACUCAGGAUAAGUCCCAGUCAGAGGAAAGUCUCAGAGAUGUGUCCUCUACUCAGCGUUUCCAAUUGCAAAGGAAUGGGACUCAAGAGUUUGAGAGCACUCUGGCACAAACUAACACAUCAACCACCCAAGAAACAACUGCCUCAGAAUCAAAGGAAACAGCAGGUAGAUCAGGGAAGCAUGGAAACAGUGACUUGAAUGACACUAAGAAAACUAAAGUUCAAACAAAAGUAGCCAAGAAAGAUUCAAGCCAGUCUCACGGAAGCUCAGGUAAAAACUCUGUCCAAGAUGAGGUGGACAAAACAUUGGACUUCCUUUUUGCCAAGUCAGAAAGAAGGAGUCAGAAGAAAGACCUGCCACCCCCUAAGAGAAGAAAGUGGAACAGGCCAACAAGUGAGACACAGUCUGGGGCUGUACCAUUAGUAGGGGAGACAGGUGUUGAUGAAGAUGACUCUAAAGAUGAUAAUUGUAAAUCAGGAACAGUCAGAUGUCAGCAGGAAAGAAAUGUCAGCUGUAUAACCAGAUUACAGUGUGAAAGGUCAUUGAAUCAUGUUGAAGAAGCAACAGAAAGUCGGAAAAGUACAAAACCAUCAAAUUUUGUGGAAAACCCAAAAGGUGGACAGAAUGUAGCAUCUCCUGUUUCUGUGGUCAACAUGGAUUUCUUCUCGCAGAUCUCUCCCACAUCGCUGCAGGAAAUCUGCGAAGCUGCAGAUGCUGCUGCAGAAAAGUCUGUGGAGUCCAAAAAUGAGAGCUCAAGGGAUAGGUACAAACUAGAGCAUCAGAUUCAAUCUAGUACUUCCAACUAUAAGUUACUAGACAAAAGGGUCAGUAACACAAAAGAAUCAGGUUUAGGUAGAGAGGACAGUUGUGAUACAAAAUCCAUAGGGAAGGAUAGGAAAUCUAUUGAGGGUUCUUCUUGUUCAGCUGUGAAAGGUAAAAACUCUGAUCUGCAACCAGAUGCAGUCAGUUUGUCUGAGUCUCCCUCCCCCACCAACCCAACCCAGGGCACAUUGGAUGUCAUGAAUGUCAGCUCACAAGUCUUGAAACAGCAAACGCGUGCUCAGGAAGGACACCUAGCAGCUGAUGUUGGUACUGCAAGAGUUGAAGCGGACAAGACUACACUUGGUCCAUCAAAACAGCAGAAACAGACAGCCACUCCAUCUCUCGUCUUUAAUCUUAAAGUGCCAGCCAAGAAGGAUAGCCUCCAAGACACUCCCAAGUUCUCGGUAACAACUUCAGCCAGCACCAUGAACAAAGGAGGAUCAGCAAGGAGGUUUUUCUACCCAACAUCAUCACAGAUUUCCAGGUCUACACCAAAAACACUUUUCCCUAGUAAUAUGCAUGGGAAUGUGAACGAAUUUAAGGGAACGGUUAAACAUACUGCUACCAUUCCAAGCUCUGCUUUAAGUCCAUCUCAUGGGCAGGGUGGAAAACAGAACCCACUCACAACAAGAGAUGUUGCUAAAGGAAUUUCUUCUAGGACUUUCAGGUUGUCCAAAAGCUCUGCUUCGAGUAGACCACAGAGCGCCAGAGAGCACAGCAAGAAAGACUUAAAUACUGAAGAACCAAACUAUGAAUCUGAUUCUGACAGAAAUGACUUUCACAAGUCUGAUGAGCUCUCUACUGUACACAAUCAGAGUACAUUAAGUAUUAAAAUGACAAACAGUAGAUUACCACAGUUGGAAAGGGUUACAAACAAGACAGGAUGUACAAAGAACCGAACAACCUGUAGCAAUGAUGUUAUAACAUGCCCCAUCUUAAGCUAUGGAGGAUUUCAGACAGCUUCAAGAAAGGAGAUAAGGAUCUCUGAAACUGCUAUGAAGAAAGCGGCAGCACUGGCUGCUGAGGUUGAUGCAGAAAUGGCAAAGACAAGUACAGAUAUGUUUUCAACUUCAACAUGCGUUGACACAGCUUCAAAGAAAGACGUCACUGAUGUCACAAAGGAUGCAAUCCAAAAAGAAACAAGAAGAACAUUCUCGGAGGCACCAAGAAAAGACAAAUGUCUAGGGAGUGGUCGGGAGUUUGUUGGCUUUUCCACAGCUUCUAACAAGAGGAUUGAGAUCUCUGAUAAAGCCUUGAAACAAGCAAAGGCCAUGAUGUCCGAAGUGGACGAUUCUCUUCUAGCAGAAAUGGCAGAACAUACAGAUGGUAGUGGUGAUGCUACUUUGAAAGAUAGCAGACUGCCAUUGCCACUGACCAGCAGGUUGGUUAACUUCUCCACAAGUACAUUAGGGACAGCCAAGGCAUUCAGUGGAGAAAUAGACACAGUCGAUCAAGAGAUGUCCAACAGACAGCUGCAGAAAGAGUGUGGCCCCAUUUCAAACACUGAUCUUGUUGCCAUUUCUUCAACAAAGACGCCAGCCUCCAACCAUGAUGUACAAAAGAGUUACUCUGAUGAAGCUAGCUGCAAUGGUCUCUCCGUUAGAAUUCCCAAAGGAGGGACAAAGCGUCAUGGCCCCCUUCAAGAAUUCACUGGCUUCCAGACGGCUUCUAAGAAGCCCAUUCAAGUGUCAUCAAAUGCAAUGAAAAGAGCAAAGAUUAUAGCACAGGAAGUUGAGGCCAGUAUGGCUGGACAAGGUCAGUUAGAAGAGGAAAGGGACCGUAAUCCUUCCUUAAAUGCAAAAGGUCUUGAAACAACAUCAACCAGUGAUGACGUAAGUAGUACCAAGGCUGUAACAGGCAAUCUGGAGGAUUUUGUAAGCACAAGGACUAGUAAGAACCAAGAGACCAGUCACCGUGCUGCAUCCCUGCACACUACAGGCUUCAAAACUGCAUCAAAAAAGCCCAUCCAGAUAUCAGCCGAUGCCAUGAUGAAGGCCAGAUCCAUGGCAGCAGAAGUGGAGGCAGGUUUAGCUUCAGGGAGUGACAAGCACCAAGUUUCGGACCAAACCAUGAAAGCUGUUGUCACAGGUUUCACCACAGCUUCAGAAAAUCCUAUCAGAGUAGCUGUCAGUAGCAUGGACAAAGGUAAAGCUCUCAUAGACGAAGUAGAGGCAAGCCUUCCUCUGAGUACCUCUAACACUAGUAACAGCUUUACCACUGACCAAAAAUGUGCUGCAGACUGUCCUGGAUUCAGGACUGCCUCUGACAAGAAUAUCUCGGUCUCAGCCGAGUCCCUUCAGAAAGCCAGACUGCUUCUAGCAGAGGUGGAUGAAGGCAAGACUGACCAACUGUCCAGCACUGAAGAUGGUUCAGCAAGAAAACAUGCUAAAACAACAGCAACAACAAAACCAGCCUUAGAAAAUGGAACCUAUCUGAAACCCAGAGGGCCUCUGCCAUUUAAGCCUCCAUCUAAAGUUUUGGUGUCAGGGAAGUGCUCUGAAUUGUCAGGUAGACUAAGAUCAGUUCGAACUACAGCCAACAACAACUCAGUUCAUUCAAUGAGUACUGCUGCUGGCGCUCCGUGUAAGCCUUCUCAGCUAAUGGGAGAAGAGAACAGUUUGAAUGACAGUUUCCAUGACGACCAGCUGUUCUGUACCCAGAUGGUGUCAGCAGCUGAGGUAGCAGAAAGCACCUAUGCCUUCCUACAAGCAGAGAAGGAGGGUGGGGGCAGUGAUGAUGACUUUGGGUUCUCUGACCAACUGGAAAACCCGGAGAAGACUCCAGAUCCAAGCACAAGCAUUUUCAGUGGUACAGAGAAAGGAAGUUUUGACAGCAAAGAAACUAGGAGUCAAGACAGCUCUAGCAAAGACAAGCAUCAUGAAAUUGUUCAUGCACCAGAAAGUGAGAGUGGCCACACCAACACUGCAAAUGAGGCUAUUUCAAAAUGCACAGAAGUCACUUCAGUUGUGAGCCAGCAUACUCCCAAAAGCUCAGGCCAGAAGGCAGUAGCACAGGAAAAUGGCACGGCCAACCCUACAGAAGUACAAAAGACAAGUGGCAAAGCUACACAGGGACACAGAGUUGUGAACAAGAAGUUACAGUCAACGAAAAGGAAGAUUGUGACAGUUUGUGACACAGUGAAAGAGGCAGACACUGCCUUGCUAGACGAGAGCUUUGACCUUGCCUGGGGUUUGGUAGAUGAGAUGGUAGUGAAGGCGAUGGAAGCUUCAGCUCAAAAAUCAGAAGAAAACAACACAUCUGCAAACCCAGGACAGGACAGGCAAGCAGACACUGAUCAUAGACACUCUCUGGACAGUGGGUUGGAGGAGAGUAUAAUCACGUCACAGGAAAAUAAUGUAUCCACCACAUAUUCCAGCAGCCUGGAAGAACCCAGAUACCACAGUACAUGUAUAUCUCAAGCAGGUCAACAGAAGACUGAAGAUGUCAGUGUGAAGAAACAUACCCAGCAUGAAGAUAGGACCUGGUCUUACAAGUCGUGUCCUUUAACAACUGCCAGUGGAAGAAAAGCGUCCGUUAAAGAAGGAGCCCUGAAGCAUGUGAAGGAAAAGUCAAAAGAAGAGCUCUUACCAGCCAAGGAAAUUUCUGUCCCUUUCAACAAGUUGUCAAGAUGUACUUCUCCAACAGAGGUCUCACAUGGGAGUUCUAUGGAACAUUUGAGGGAGACCUUACCUGAAGACAACCAAUUGAAAGGUGAUGAAGAAAUGGAGUCAUCCAACAAUGUAGGCUUUAGCACUGCAGCAGGGAAGAAGAUACAAGUUUCUAAGAAGUCACUAGAGAAGGCAGGGCAGCUUUGGGACAGUACAAAACUGGAAGAAGAGGAAAGGAAGACAUCUAUGUCGGGAGAAACAGACUGUCCACCGAAGUUUCAGGGUUUCCAGACUGGAAGUGGACACCGGGUCAAAGUGUCAGAUGCAGCCUUGGCUAGGGCAAAGCAGAUGUGGGACGAUUCAGGACAGCCAGAACAGGACAUGCUUGCCAUUUCUGCAGAUAAAUGUCUCUCCAAGGCAGAAGGUUUCAAAACUGCAAGUGAAAAAAGAAUGAGGAUAUCAGAAAAGGCACUACAGAAAGCACAGCAGAUGUGGAAAGAGUACAAAGAACCACAAGGCACUCCAACUUGUAACAUGAAUGCCUCUUCAUCAGGGUUUCCAGGGUUCCAAACUGCAAGUGGGCACAAGGUAGCUGUGUCAGAGGAGGCACUGCAAAAGGCACAACAACUCUGGAAGGAUACAGAUAGAGGAGAAACUGAGCUGGAGGUAGAUGUGAAGAAGAAACAUUGCAAGACAUUUCCUGGUCUUCAAACUGGUGGAUGUAAGAUCAAUGUCUCAACAGAAUCAUUGCUGAGAGUGAAACAAAUGUGGAAGGAUGAAGAUGAGAAUGGCGACUCACAACGGGACAACUCCAGGAAAUUUGCAACUGCCGAAGGAAAACAUGUUCAAGUGUCGGAACAGGCACGGCCGAAAGCAGAGGAGCUGUGUGCUGAAACUGUCAAAAGCUCCUCUGGUCAUAAGGAAAGUUCUUCAGGGUUCCACGGUUUUCAAACCGCAAGUGGCAAGAAAGUUGAUGUUUCAGAUCAGGCAUUAUCAAGAGCCAGAGAGAUGUGGAGGGACACAGUGGAUGAUUACGUUGAUAAUGUCAAAGAUAAUGAUGCCACGACAAAAGACAGUCUGAAAUGUACAGGUUUCCAAACUGCAGGAGGGAAAAAAGUACAUGUUUCAGCAGAAGCUCUGCAAAAAGCAAAGUUGGCUUGGAAGAAUGAAGUUGAAGAGACAUGUCCAGGAAGUUCUGUGGAAACUCAGGAUUCUGCUACCUUCGAUGAACAGAUCAUCAAAAAGAAAGACAUGACAUGCUCUCCGAAAAAUGCGUUAUCUGCAGGAUUUAAAACUGCCAGUGGUCGUACUGUCAGUGUUUCAGAAACUUCUCUCCAACGUGCAAAGCAGAUGUUUCAGGAUGUCGAAGAAGCCAACAUUAGCAAGUCUGUCCUUGGCAAAGAACCAGUGGGUAGUUCUAAACUACCAGAGUUUCAAGGAUUUACUACAGGCAGAGGACAGAAAAUUGAGGUUUCAAAGAAGUCUCUACAGUUUGCUAAAAACAUGUGGAAAGAGUCAGAAUCAGGCUUUGCCGAUCUAGCAGAGUCGGCAAAGAAGAGCCCAGAAGACAGUGAAAAGACCACCGUCACAUACAGGGGCUUCCAAACGGCCGGAGGUCAGAAGAUACAUGUAUCUAAAGAAGCGCUACAAAAGGCAAAGGCACUGUUUUCAGAAGAUGCCCCUCUGCCUGGGAGCAAUACUCCUGAAAAGACACCACUAGCCGAUCAGGGACAAUCCAAUAUUGGUACAGAAUUUAGAGGAUUUCAAACUGCAAAAGGACAGAAAAUUGAGGUUUCGAAGAAGUCUUUACAGUUUGCCAAAAACCUGUGGAAAGAGUCAGAAUCAGGCUUCGACGAUCCAGCAGAGAUGCCAAAGAAAAGCCCAGAAGACAGUGAAAAGACGACCGUCACAUACAGGGGCUUCCAAACGGCCGGAGGUCAGAAGAUACAUGUAUCUAAAGAAGCACUACAAAAGGCAAAGGCACUGUUUUCAGAUGAUGCGCCUCUGCCUGGAAACAAUUCUCCGGAAAAGUCACCACUAGCCGAUCAGGGACAAUCCAAUAUUGGUACAGAAUUUAGAGGAUUUCAAACUGCAAAAGGACAGAAAAUUGAGGUGUCGAAAAAGUCUCUACAGUUUGCUAAAAACUUGUGGAAAGAGUCAGAAUCAGGCUUCGACGAUCCAGCAGAGGUGGCAAAGAAAAGCCCAGAAGACAGUGAAAAGACCACCGUCCCAUACAGGGGCUUCCAAACGGCCGGAGGUCAGAAGAUACAUGUAUCAAAAGAAGCACUCCAAAAGGCAAAGGCACUGUUUUCAGAUGAUGCCAGUCUGCCUGGAAAUAUUUCUCCUGAAAAUUCACUACUAACCGAUCAGGGACAGUCCAAUAAUGGUACAGAAUUUAGAGGAUUUCAAACUGCAAAAGGGCAGAAGAUAGAGGUAUCAGAAGAUGCACUUCAAAAAGCUAGAGCCAUCCUGUCUGAUGAUUUCAACCAAGGCCAUGAAGGAAUGCAACGAGGCACCAAGGUGGAAAGCCCAAAGGAUACAAAUGCUUCAAAGUUUGCAGGUUUCCAAACGGCCAGGGGACAACAAAUAGAAGUGUCACAGGAGGCACUCCAAAAGGCACGGGAAAGGUUGUCAGAACACAAAUCUAUGGAGACAGAUACAGGGUUUGCAGAAAGUACUGCGGAACAUUCGCCUCCACUGCAAAGAAGUGACCCUAGAGCUUUGUCAUCGGGAACAGACAAGUAUGGACACGGUACCAGAAUUGGAGUGCCUCAGGACAAAGAGGAACAGUUGCACAGAGAUAGAAGUGCCAGGAAAAGAACUCUGACUUCAUCAGAAACAAAGGCUAUUUGGCCUCCAAGUAAGAGACAGUCCCCCUCUCCUGCUGGUUACCAGGCACUACAUGUGGGACACAGACAGGCCUUCAGGCCUCCACUAGCCACACAUCCUGAAGGUGUGGUCCAUGAUCGCCAUGGUUUCUCUGUCCGUACUCGACUGCAGCCGCUCCACUCAAAGCCUCGACAGGACUUCAGAAGACCACCCAGCGUGCCCCCACCAACCCGCCGGCCUGUGGUGUCCACACCACAAGCACACAACUCCACCGAAAACUCCUUCAAAACUCCCUUCAAGUCUCCAGCCCCAACCUUCUCUGCACCUUUCAAAGCAAAGCCUGGAAAAGAGGAUGGAGAAACCGAAUAUGAUUGUCCUGACCGUGCUACUAAAGACAAUAUUCCAGAUAGCCAGGAAGCAUGUAAAGAUGACAACAGUAAGCAGACCAUCCAUCCAGAGUAUGGCAGCUUGCUGCAGAGAAGACUGACGCAGCAGUGCAGGGUGGGACUGCGGGAGGCUGUCUGCAGCCAGACACCGGGAUCUUACACAACACAGGAGUUGUACUCCUAUGGAGUUCACCAGUCCACUUGCACUGUUACAUGCGAGACAGCGGAGUCCUUUAGGUUUGUAUGUAGAGACCACGUCAGCCCUGACACUCUGGACAGGGGAGAGGGCAUCACACUAACAGACGGAGGGGUGUUGGUACCACUGGAGGAUGGCACUGCAGGGAAAGAUGAAUUUGUCAGUGCUUUGUUAGACACCCCUGGAGUGGACCCUGGCCUGGUGACUCCAGAAUGGAUCCACAAUCACUACAGGUGGAUUGUCUGGAAACUAGCUGCCAUGGAAGCAGCAUUUCCUGUACAGUUUGGGGGAAGAUGUCUAACCCCUGACCAAGUUCUGAUGCAGCUGAAGUAUAGAUAUGACAGAGAAGUGGACCUAUCACAAAGAUCGGCACUGAAGAAAAUCUUGGAGAGAGAUGACACCCCGUCCAAAACCCUGGUCCUCUGUGUGGCCAGGAUCACAUGUACACCUCAUACUAUCAGUCAGGACUGUGCCACAGAGCAGGAUUCCAAAAAAGUGGCCAACACCAAACAGAAGGAGACCAUUAUUGAGCUGACUGAUGGGUGGUAUGGUGUAAGAGCUGCCCUGGACCCUCCCUUAGCCAGAUUGGUAGAGUCCAAACGCAUUUGCGUGGGUCAGAAGCUGUGUGUGUCUGGAGCAGAACUGGUCGGUUCACAGGAUGCUUGUUCACCACUGGAGGCUCCUGCCAACCUCCUCCUGAAGCUGUCUGCCAACGCCACCCGCCGUGCACGCUGGGAUGCCAAGUUAGGUUUCCAUAGCAACCCGCAGCCGUUCCCCGUCAGCCUGGGUUCCCUGUGUGUGGACGGAGGGAUGGUGGGGUGUGUGGACGUCAUGGUCCUCAGGAGUUAUCCCAUGCAGUACAUGGAGAAGUACCCCAGCGGCAGCAGUGUGGUGAGAAGUCGUCGUGCGGAGGAGAAGGCAGCACGGAAACACGAGGGGGACAGGAACAGGAGGAUGGAGAAACUCUACUCACAAAUACAGGACAAGUUUGAGAGGAGGACAGCAGGAAAAGGAAGCAGUGUCGGGCGCAGACGAAAGUCUCUACAACUGAAGACAGAAGACAUAGAGAACCUGCAGACUGGACAGGAGAUCUACGAGGCUCUGCAGGGGGCCAUGGACCCUACAGAAAUUGAGCAAUGUCUGAGUCCUGCCCAGCGCUCCCGUUUGUAUGACCACCAGCGCAGUUUGCAGGCAGAACAGCAGGGGGAGCUGCAGGCAGAGUUCCGCAGGGCCCUGCAGCAGCUGGAUGAUGAGAUCCCAGUCCAGAGGAACGUGGUGGCCAUGUACAGAGUCAGGCUGGCUGACUACCAGUACAAGGGGGCAAGAAAGACAGAGCUGACCCUGACAGUGUGGCGACCCACUGACAAUGUGAUGGACAUGCUGAAGGAGGGUAGAAGACUCAAGAUCUUCCACCUCUCCACUUCUGCUGCAAGAAACCAGGUGCAGCUAGCUAGCACACGUACCACCAGGUACCAAGACUUACCUGUGAAACCUGACACACUGGAGGAGGUGUACACCCCCAGGAAGCUGGCCACCUUUGAAGAGCUGUGCGCCUCUGACUUCAGCCCUACCUGUGGGGAGGUGGAUGUUGUAGGGGUGGUGGUGUACAUCACUGGACAGUCUGGAAACAGUAGUGGAGUACAGACUGUGUUCUUAGCUGAUGCAGACGGGAACCUUUGCUCCGUCAAGUUCUGGGGAGGAGUCUCGGCACACAGCCUUGAAGACGUCUUGAAACUGCGGGCCCUCGUGGGAGGAGUGAACCUCCAGUGGCGGCCAGAUGAUCGACUACGAGUGCCGUGUCUGACGUUUGGUGACCAGGCUGACUUCUCACAGAAACCACAACACUCACACCUCAGAGAGGGACUUGCACGGCUGGAAGAAAGUGUGAAGGAUGUGAAGUCCUUUGCAGAGUCCAUGGUACAGGAGGUAGAGAGAGUUGUGUACAGCAGGCAAGCCUUCUCUCCUGGUCCUGCCAACACUUCCCGUGCCUGGCCCAGUCCAAACCCAGGAAACAGGACAGCACCUCACACACCUGGGUCCAGAAUCUUCACUCCAGCAAGGGCACACAGUACCCCUAACAACAGUGUCUCCACACCAAGACUUUUACACUGUACAAGCCCAGCUGCACAAGUAACUCCUUAUGGUGGGAAUGCCUCACACUUUGCUAAUGUGCAGAGCUCAGGUAAAGGCAAGCCAAGUGCUCAGUCUAGAAGAAGUCUCCUUGAUCGUGUACCCUCACCACCCCCACUGACAACAUUGGUUAGCCCCAUCCCUCAUAGGGUUAAGAGGGCAUUCAAGAGACCUGGGCUGGUACCACUGAAUAAUGGGAGGGGGAGCCCUGCUUUUGUCCCUCCUAUGAAAAGAACAUUAGCAGAUGUUGAGGGGAAUGACCUGAACAAGGCAGCAACUGAUGUAGGCUCUGGCAAUGUGACUGAAAUUUCAGAUGCAGAAAUGGCUUCCAUUUGCACACAAAACACUCCGGACAAGAGGGAAGGAAGUGUCGCAAAUGACAUCGCCCAAGGAAGUACUGUAUGCACCCAAGCACAGUUUGACAGAGAGCAAAGAGAGGAUUUCAUUUCUGACACCCAGCUCCUAACAGCUUGUACGAGUGAGAAUGGACCAGGAAUGGACACCCAAACAAACACAGAAUCUCCAGGACAAAAGUUAAAGGUGACACCAAAACAUAGCAAGCCUUUCCAAAGGAGAGGUAGUGGAUUACAGAGGAGGGGAAGAGGAAGAAGAGGAGCAAAUGAUCAAGGAAUUGGUAUCAAUGCUGUUCAGGGUACUGAUAUAGAGAUGCCAGGACUGCAAACUACUCCUGUAGACUGCACAACCCCAGAGAAAGAAACAUUGGCAAUACCAGAAGAUGGAGGGAGUUCAACACCCUCUGCCAUUGACACUGUGGUUAUCGAGGAUGGUAUUGAGAAGAAAACUGAAGUUGAAGGCAGCUCACAAGACUCUGUGGACAGCCAGAAUGUGGCCACACGGACACGGUCAUCCCUCCGACUGGCAAAGAAGAGGAAAAGAUAGAGCCUGGUAGCU